This is a messenger RNA of Aedes albopictus (Asian tiger mosquito), 6208 nucleotides long. RefSeq names its product oxidative stress-induced growth inhibitor 1. NCBI's taxonomy places the organism in Eukaryota, Metazoa, Arthropoda, Insecta, Diptera, Culicidae. The record is from RefSeq and is a predicted model, not a curated record. The coding region runs from base 1974 to 4253 and encodes 759 amino acids. The transcript has 6 exons.
ACAUUCACGGUGCUAUACUCAACUGUCGUCGCUGCUAGUGUCUAGAAGAGGUUUCCAAUCCCAAUCCGAUCCUCAGUUGAAUGCCGAAUGCACAUCAGCCCCGAGCUGACGGACGCGGAGAUUUUUGCACCAAGUAGCACGAUCUCAGUUGGAUACUGACCGCGACCCAGAAGUGCAGAGGUUGGAGCGCGCGUUCGGAUGUUUAGUUGCGAUACUUGGCUGUAUGGUGAAGGAAGAAGUGCAGCAGCAGUCUGGUGGUGCAGUUGUGAGUGCGAUAGUUUCAAUCCGCCUGCCAGAGCGAUUGAUGGGAAACCGAACGAGACGCGUCUUGCCGUCAGUAUAGUGCAGUGUAUGUGAUUUAUUCGAGGUGCUUUUAGUAGCUUGUUCUCUAAACAUUUUCAUUUCGAUUGAAAGAGACGUGUUGCCGAGUGCUGGGGAAAUUAAUCGAUUGCCAAUUCGAAAGUGUGCUGCAAAUAUCCGGAUUAUUCCUUAUGCUAAUUACGAGAGUAAGUGUCGAUAAUUAAUUAAGGUUACAGUAGUGGUGUGGAGGCGGGGUCGGAGGUGGAAGAUUGCAAGAAAGUGGCAUGAGAAAUUGAUAGACACACGUGCCAGGAAAAGUGCGAAGAGUGCACUCUAGCAGAUUUUCUUCUCGUUUUCGAAUUUUCUCGGUUUGGUGUUCGUUUCCCGGCCCGCGGACCAUCAGCAGCUGUUCGUCGCAGCACGAUUCGACAUUAGGUCUCUGUGGCCCAGACACAUAGCGUACCUAGAAGAUGUAUAAGGGGCUAAUUUAAAUCCAUCGCCAAAGCAUUAUCUGUGAGCAGUUUUUAUCUAGUAUUUUAGUCUAAUGCAAAUUUACCCCGUCAUCACUACGUCAUCACAAAAUUAGCCACGCGCGCGCCCCGGUGUUGUAUCGAAUAGGCAGAUAAGCCGAACACACAAGUCAUCACGUGGAUUGUCAACCACCCAACGAGAUUUGCGUGCAAACACUAUCAUUGAUUCUUAUCUCCGCACGAUAUCGAUCAGUGUGAUUCAGUGACACAGAAGUGAUAUUAUUAUUCGUACGUCCGAUAAGACGAGUCCGUAGGGUGGCCGGCCACCGCGCUCUAAUCAUCGUUACCGCACGAAUCCCAGGGGAGCGUGCUCUCUUGCACACGUUCUCUCCGCCGGCAGACAUAUAGGAAGGAGGUGUCGCUCUCUCCCCGGGUCGUGACUUGGACCGGAGUCCUCUCAUCGCCGAGUGGUUCGCACGUUGCUGGACGCCGGACCGCGGCGGUUGUGUAUGUUUGUUCAACCACUUUCGGUCGGGAGGAGCCUCACCCCUUGAGUUGCGAUUCACCCACCCGCGACUUCAUUCAGCACGGCCCCAACGUACCGCGACGCGACCCGACGACGACGGUCGGAUGGUGUGAUGGUGUAUGAGUGUGGACGCGACGCCCGCGUGAAUAAAUAUAUACGGGAUCUGAACGCCGCAAGUCAACCAGUCCAGUGCCGGCCGCGGAUGAAUACAGUCGCAAAGUGAAUUUGUGCAACAUUACACAAUUCGGAAGCACAUUACAUGCUGAUUGUUGUAUUGUAUCAAGUCUCUUCCGAGUGAUAUAACUGCAACGCGGGGAAUACUAUCGCCGUAUUCUGAUUCCCUUUUCUUUCCUGAAAGUCUAUGUGCAUUGUGCGUCCAAGAAGGAGUUUUUUCUCUUUGGAAAGGUGAAAGUGGACAAAGAAACAUAGACAACGUCGUAAAGCCGCCUGGAAAUCGAAUUAUACACAUCAAAGGGUUGCAUCGUGUCGGCUUGUGUAAUCCUUGUUUUAUCAAACCCGUUAUCGUUUCCUCGAUUUUAUUUUUGGGAAACUUGUUAGAGCGUUAGUGUUUUGUGUAGUGAAUAAGUGAGUGUUUUCAAUUCGUUGAGUUUUACGUUGUGCAAUCGAAAACGGAGAAGAAUCGAUCUCCGAAGGUGGCCAAAUCGUCAAAAUUCAAAAUGAAGGAUAUCAUCGCCAACAGGAACCUUAUCAACAAGGAUACUAUCUUUAAGGAAGUCGUUAUCAUUGGUAAUGGACCAAGCGGAAUAUCGUUAUCCUACAUGUUGGCAGGCAAUUGGCCAUAUUGGUCACCCGAGAAAAUCCAAAGGCAUCCGGACGAGUUGCUGCGGGCACGCCUGAACUACUACGAUCCACAGAAGAGCCUGGUAGAGCACGACCUCUUCAGUCUGGCCGAUGGAUUGGAAGGCCGCAGCACUAAUCCAGUGUCACUGUUGUUGGACAGCCUACAGCAUCCUUGCGCUGACCUUGGAAUGGAAUUACCCUGCAUGGUGGAAUACAAGUACCACCCGGAGAAGGAAAUCGACCAUCUCGUCCUGGGUCGAGGCCCUCCGGGUGGUUCCUGGCACCGGAUGGAUCCCAACCUGCGUACUCUUUCGCUAGCCGCGUGGAUGUCCCUGCCUGGAUUGUCCUUCCCCGAGUGGGAACAGACCCACCCACCGACGAUCGAACCCGAAGAGCUGAACAUGGACGGCUCACCCCUAAGCAAUAGCCACCACCACCAUCCGUACCUGCCGCCUGUCGGAACCGAGGAAGGCGUUAAAAUCCUCAAAUCCAAUAAUCACCACGGUGCUAGCAUUAAUCGUAAUAGAAAGAUACUUAUCGGUAGCAACAGUAGUAGCGUUAGUGCGAAUUCUACCAUUACCAAUGAUACAUGUGAUAGAUGUAGCGAACUGAAUCGACAGCAGCAGCAAAAAGUGCCCUUAUUGUGCCAUCGGUGUCGCAUCCAUAGCAGUAGUAGCAACAGCAACAAUAACAACCCGGCCACGGAAAAUCAAAACAUCCUACGGCAGCAGAACAACAGCAUUGCCUACGAGGAACGCAACGGCAAAGUCAACAUCAAACUGUGCCCGCCGAGGCGAAACCUUUCGCUGAAGCGGCAACUUUCGAAGGAGGUGGAAACGAGGGCACUGAUCUCACGGGUCGCCCAGUACUACGAGAGUUACGUGGACGAGAUGAAUCUGGCCAAGUAUUUCAUGAACGAUACCAUUGUGACGACGGUCCUGCCGCUGGACUUCUCUGCCGUGAGCAGUCCGGUGCCGGAGCGGUUGCGCGGCGGACGGUGGAUUAUUUCCGGAUUCGACCGCCUUACCAACAAACAAUUCACCGUGGUCUGCAAGAAUCUGGUGAUGGCCAACGGUGCCUCGGACCUGGCCAAUCGGUUGGGCGUCAAGGGUGAAGGCCUCGAGAUGCCCUGGGUCAAGUACGAAUUGCCCCAACUGGAGCACGCACUGGAAAAGAUCGACGACGGAGCACGAUCCCGGCUGAAACCGGUGCUGAUUGUGGGCGCCGGGUUGAGUGCCGCCGAUGCCGUCACCAUCUGUCGGUCCUCGGGCAUCCCGGUGGUGCACGUUUACCGCAACCGAACCGCUGGCCUGGACAAGAUGCUACCGGGUAACGUUUACCCGGAGUACCACGAGGUGCACAAAAUGAUGAAAGACUCGAACCGAAAGUACGAUCUGUACACAGCCCUGCCGGAGCAUACGAUUGCGGACUUGACGCAGUCGACGGGCAGUGAGAAAUCUAACUCGCAUCGAGUUACCGUGCAACAUUUGAAGACGGGAGAGAAGCGCGAACUGGAAGUGUCCUUCUGUGCUAUAUUGAUUGGAUCGCGUCCGGAUCUACGAUUCAUAGCAGGACUGACGAAGGGAGCAACAGUGCAAAACGGCCAUGAGUUUAAUUUUAUGAACAGGCAUUGCCCGAACAAGGAGGAUUUGGAGGAAGCUCCAUGUGAGAACAGGGGUCUGCAGCCGGUGGCCAUUUGGUCUAUCACCGAGCAGCUGUUGUCCUCGAGGCUGGGACGGAAGUUAUUUUGGUUUAAGAACAUUUGCGCCAAGUGUCGCCACUUGAACGUUUGUGAACGCGGUCGCUAUAAGCACCAAUAUCAUCAAGCAGGUACAGGCGAGAAGAGGGUUACCAACUGUAACCAUAAUAUUAGUUUGCUGGGAAAGAACUGCGAGUGUACAUUGCCGGUAGCUAGUAGCAUUAGUGACCACAAUGCUAGUAACGCAGGGCUAGGACUAGGCGAAGACCCAACCAAACCGAUCGAUUGCAAGAGUAAUCCCAUCGACGUGGACAAGUACACCAACGUUGUGCUUCGAUCCCCCUACAAGGGAUUGUACGCGAUGGGACCGCUGGUGGGCGAUAAUUUUGUCCGGUUCAUCCCCGGGGGUGCCCUCAGCAUCACCUCGGCACUGCACAAGCUGACCGAGAACGAUUGAUGUGGUCCGCCGGGCAACGCAGUGCGAGUGCUCUUUGUUUGAGGCGCCGGGUUUCUGGGAUAUGAAAUGGCGCCUCUUGUCGUUCUGGUUUGCUCUAACGACCGGUGAAGUCGUCAGGUCAAGAUUUGCUUGGAUUUUGUUUGAUUUGACUGUUUCCGUUCCGCGUGGGUUUUGCGGAGCCAUUCGUUUGGGAAACAGUUACAUAUGUUGCAUAACGCAGCGUUAGCUGCAACAAAUUUGAAUCACGUCCCGAUGGCGCAUUGGCGUUAUUGCUACCCGAGACACAAACUUUUAUGGCGUUACGUUUCAACCACCCAUGUAACGCGUGAUUCAUUGGGGAUGCCCCAACAAAAUUUCGUUCACUUGUAUUUUUUAAUUUGAGAUUAUGUUUACUCUCAUCAUGACAAUACUGUCCAGCCCUGAAACAUUCCCAUCAUUUUUAACGAGUUCACGUUUUGUGUAGAAAAAAAAUGUUUUCAGAGAGCUAUAUACGCUUGUUCUAUGAUGUAAAUGUAUAGUUUGCUAGUUCAAAAGCGAAGAUUGUUACUAAUGAAGUAGUUUUGUAUAACAUCCUAUUCUGCUAUUAAGUCCAUGAUUCAUAUUUACGAGGAAAGAUGCAUUUAUCACCAUAUUGCCCUAAUGCCCUACAUAUUCUAAUUAACAUGAAAAUUAGCUGGUCCAUAUUAUCCCGUAAAUUUGAAUCUAAACUUCUGAAUUAAUGCGAUAAAUGCAUCUUUCCUCGUAAAUGUGGACCCUGGACAAUAACACACGGCUUUUGCCCAGCAACAAAUAUCCUUUUCCAGUUGUCUUCGUUCGAGAAGAAAACGAUGAAAGGUAUUCGAAGCUGCACAAAAACACUGUUAAACCUGAUAGUCCAGAAAUGUUCCGCUUUGUAUCCCAAAGAAAAACGUUGUUUUUACAAUCUCGAAUAACAUUCACUGCACAUUCUAAGGAACCCUGCCGUUCCUUUUUCCGAUGCAGAUACCUUCCCGAGCCUUCUGAAUCAUUCCCUAGUACACAACCCUCCAGUAUAAUCCGAAAACAGUUAACAAUGCCAUACCGAUCAAAUACACAAAAGUAUAUCGUAUCAAAUCAAUCGUAUCAGUAAUUUACUUACCUAUCUUCUAAAUACGCAUAUGAAACAUAGUUCCAACCACCGUUUGUCCUCAUUUCAAUAUAUUGUGUUGCAACCGGCAGCUUUCCUCUGCUGCUGACAUCGCAGUACUAACUACUAUACUAAAAAUUGUGGAACCGAAUAGAGACUGAUUUGUAUAUUUUGAGAAUAGCCUAGCUCUUAGAAAGAGAAAUAAUCAAAUGGACAGCGCAAGGUUUGAAGUUUUCUCUCUAGUACACCAACUGUACGGUUUAUCGAAUUUGGUGCCCUUUCUAUGUCCAUUUCCUCAUUUGUUUUUAUAGAUACCUAUACCUACUUAAACGAAGAUUUUAAACUCUACUUGUUCAACAAGCGAAUACUUUUUACGUAACUUAUUACAAGAGUGUUGAUUGCGAAUAUAGGUUCUUAAGCGUUCAUAACAAUACUUAAUAUUAUCUACAACAGCUUUGUAGUCAUAAUCUUAUAGAACAUCUUCUGCUGAGCUUUCGCACGAGAUACACUCGGUAUUACUCGUUUGGAUGCUCGGAAGAAGCAUGUUACUGUUUCGCAGUUCAGUGCAAUGUUCAUAUAAAAGAAUAAAAAAGGUAUAAUAUCAAGGCAAUUUCAAGCAGAAUUAAACACAGGGUAGACUUAAAGUCCGAUAAAAUCAAGUUCAAUUUUUAGCAUCUAGUGAGACACGGUACACACAGUGUUGUUUGCCUUCGUUUAGGGAAACCCAAAGUUGUUCUACUUUUUUCCGUGGACUUUACGCUGUAUUAAACUGUUCAAAUUUGAUACAAAAAAUAAUGUACGGUUGUUAUAUUUUUGUCCUGCAAUAUACUUGGUUUACUGUUGCAAUCAA